Molecule: messenger RNA, 1239 nt
Organism: Klebsormidium nitens
Lineage: Eukaryota; Viridiplantae; Streptophyta; Klebsormidiophyceae; Klebsormidiales; Klebsormidiaceae
Source: the annotation of a GenBank genome assembly
CGACAGGCGAACCAUUGAAACAAAGCCUGCACUCUUCUCGUACAUACCUAGAGCCUAGAGGCUAGUGCUUGAGACUCUGAAGAAAAGAGGGAGCGUUCAGGGCGCUCAAUUGAACCAGGAGGUGCCCGAUUACAUCUGUUUUUCAGGAACUCCGAGGCCCUUCCACCAUGUUUCUCACCAGGAGUGAAUAUGAUCGCGGCGUCAACACCUUCUCUCCGGAAGGGCGGCUCUUUCAAGUGGAGUACGCUAUAGAAGCCAUCAAACUGGGGUCCACUGCUGUGGGUGUGGCUACCAAGGAGGGGGUCAUUCUGGCGGUGGAGAAGCGCAUCACGUCACCCCUGCUGGAGCCCCGGAGUAUUGAGAAGGUGAUGGAGAUUGAUGAGCACAUUGGGUGUGCCAUGAGCGGGCUCACUGCUGACGCCAGGACUCUCAUCGACCAUGCCAGAGCGGAGACCCAGAGCCAUCGGUUCACGUACAACGAGCCCAUGACGGUGGAGUCCUGCACGCAGUCCCUCUGUGACCUGGCGCUGCGCUUUGGAGAGGAUGGGGAGGACUCCAUGAGCCGUCCGUUUGGGGUGGCGUUGCUCAUUGCGGGCUGGGACGAGAGCGGCCCCUGCCUGUACCACACGGACCCAUCCGGCACAUUUGUCAAGUACGAAGCUAAGGCUAUCGGCUCCGGGUCGGAGGGGGCGCAGUCGUCCUUGCAAGAGCACUAUAACAAGGACCUGACGCUGAAAGAAGGGGAGACGCUGGCGCUGUCCACCUUGAAACAGGUCAUGGAGGAGAAGGUUACGGCUACGAACGUAGAUAUUGCGAUAGUAGCUCCCAAGUUUCAUUUGCUGACGGAUGAAGAGAUUCAAGAGGUUAUUGACCGGCUAUAAUUGAGGACGAUCUGAGAUGUCCCUGAGCUUUGGCGCGAACUGCCGCUGCUGAAGCACUCCUUUGUCCACCUUUCGUGCUCUCAGACUUAUCAGCAAAACAUCCGGUAUUGCGAGACCGUUUGAUCUGUUUACCGGAUUGCCUACAUGAAAUUGGAAGUGCGUGACAGCCUGGCGACACCACUAAUGUUUCGAGCUACACGGUUGUUCUGAGGGUCUAGCAAGUACGAGGCUCGCAUGCAUCCUCUCGAGCUCUGGUGCCCGUAUUUGAAUCCAGCUGUACUGAGACAAUCAUAUAUAGGUUCACUUUUGUAUUUGCGGCGUCCCGGCAGGCCUCCGCCUUGAUUUCACUUUGGCGUGC